Bombyx mori (domestic silkworm) is the source of this 9594-nucleotide messenger RNA. RefSeq names its product conventional protein kinase C (gene Pkc53E). The record is from RefSeq and is a predicted model, not a curated record. NCBI's taxonomy places the organism in Eukaryota, Metazoa, Arthropoda, Insecta, Lepidoptera, Bombycidae. Gene Ontology annotation, biological process: intracellular signal transduction; peptidyl-serine phosphorylation. Gene Ontology annotation, molecular function: zinc ion binding; ATP binding; diacylglycerol-dependent serine/threonine kinase activity. Bases 232 to 2241 code for a protein of 669 amino acids. The transcript has 14 exons.
ACAAAAUGCAGCAAAAGCUAUAAUAAUUACCAGCUGCAUCACAAAAUGAGUUCGUUUUCAAAGGAUUGCUAGGGCUCACUAGAUGGGACUCUUCAGUGAACUGACAAAUCGCAAUGACAUUCGGCUGAGGACGGCGGUCUGUCCGUGUGGGCUUCGCAGUCUUGCGAGUAGUUGCCUGUGAGAUAAUAAUAUUUUCGAGUUUCCCGGCGCAUUUCGCGACCGCGAAUCGGUAUGGCGGACGAGGAAAAUAAUUGUGAUGACGGUGGUGGUGACCUGAAAGUGGGCCAGGCGUUUCGUUUGCGAGGCCGCAAGGGUGCCCUAAAGAAGAAGAAUGUUUACCUGGUGAAAGAUCACAAAUUCAUGCCGAGAUUCUUCAAGCAGCCGACGUUUUGUUCCCACUGCAAAGAUUUCAUAUGGGGCUUUGGAAAACAAGGAUUCCAGUGCCAAGUGUGCAGUUUCGUGGUGCACAAGCGAUGCCACGAGUAUGUUACCUUCACGUGUCCCGGCGCCGACAAGGGGGCGGAUUCCGACGCCGCCUACGCCCCGCACAAAUGGAGUGUCUGGACGUUCCUAGCUCCAACGUUCUGUGACCAUUGUGGCACAUUACUGCACGGUCUCGCCCAUCAGGGAUUUAAGUGCACAGCAUGCGACAUGAACGUUCACAAACGCUGCGAGGAGUCAGUGCCCAACCUCUGCGGAUGCGACCACACGGAGCGACGCGGGAGAAUCCAACUAAUCGUCUCUUGCCAAGGAUACAAGCUUACCGUUGAAGUCAAGCAGGGUCGCAACUUGAUCCCCAUGGACCCGAACGGGCUGUCGGACCCUUACGUCAAGAUGAAGCUGAUCCCUGACUCUGAUAACGUCAAGAAAAAAACCAAGACCAUCCGUAGCACCUUGAACCCCGUCUGGAAUGAGGUCCUCUCGUUCGACCUCAAAGCUGAGGAUAAAGAUCGGCGGCUUCUUAUUGAGGUUUGGGACUGGGAUAGAACUUCCCGCAAUGAUUUCAUGGGCUCGCUAUCCUUCGGAAUAUCCGAAGUGAUGAAAGCACCGGCCGAGGGAUGGUUCAAACUCCUGACUCAAGAAGAAGGAGAGUUCUAUAACGUGCCGGUGCCGGAGGAGGGCGCCGACUUGGUCCAGCUCAAGAACCAGAUGAGGGCUACAACGGUGGGGGCUCGCCGACCUCCGCCCCCGCCAGACCGCGAGGUGCCUCACAACGUGGCCGCCGCUGAUGUUAUCCGAGCUACCGACUUCAAUUUCAUUAUGGUGCUCGGGAAAGGUUCCUUUGGGAAGGUAAUGUUGGCCGAACGUCGCGGCACAGACGAACUGUACGCCAUCAAGAUCCUGAAGAAGGACAUCAUCAUUCAGGACGAUGACGUUGAGUGCACCAUGGUCGAGAAGCGAGUGCUGGCUCUGAGCAACAAACCACCGUUUUUAGUGCAAUUACAUUCCUGCUUCCAGACUAUGGAUCGUCUGUACUUUGUGAUGGAAUACGUGAACGGAGGUGAUCUGAUGUUCCAAAUACAGCAGUGCGGGAAAUUCAAGGAACCCGUAGCCGUGUUUUAUUCAGCGGAAAUCGCGAUCGGCCUGUUUUUCCUUCACUCGCGCGGCAUCGUGUAUCGCGACUUGAAACUAGACAACGUUCUCCUCGACCAAGACGGCCAUAUUAAGAUCGCGGAUUUCGGCAUGUGCAAGGAAGGGAUCACGGGCGACAAAACCACGAAGACCUUUUGCGGAACACCCGACUACAUAGCCCCGGAGAUCAUCUUAUACCAGCCCUAUGGUAAAUCCGUGGACUGGUGGGCUUAUGGUGUGCUGCUGUACGAAAUGCUGGUGGGUCAGCCGCCGUUCGACGGAGAAGAUGAGGAGGAAUUAUUCGCCGCCAUCACCGAUAACAGUGUGUCUUAUCCGAAGACUUUAAGCAAGGAGGCAAAGGACGCGUGCAAGUCGUUCCUGAGCAAGAACCCUCAGAAGCGGCUGGGGUGCGGCGCGCGGGGGGAGGAGGACGUCCGCACGCACGCAUUCUUCCGCCGCAUCGACUGGGCCAGGGUCGAGGCUAGGGACGUCCAGCCGCCCUUCAAGCCUAAGAUCAAACACCGUAAGGACGUGUCGAACUUCGACAAGCAGUUCACUCAGGAGAAGACCGAGCUGACUCCAACGGACAAACUGUUCAUGAUGAACCUUGACCAGACAGAAUUCAUGGGCUUCUCGUUCCUCAAUCCUGAGUUCGUGCAGCACGUCUGAAUUGAACAGCCAGAAGUUGACUUCUACUUAUCAUUGAAGCGGUAUCAGAACGAAACUGAAGCCGCGAGGUCAAGCUAUCUCUUCACUUGUCGACUGUCUCUGUCACUCAUACGACGCGUGUCGUUCUGUCUCGUUCAUUCUCGACUAUCGUUAAGUUCGGUACACGAUCUGCCACUCAGUUGUAUCUUGUGAAUUCUUGUUGUCUAAGGAAAGGCACACGUAAAUUUUCAAUUUUUCAAAAAAUUGUUAUUCUAAUAAAUUCGAAAAAUCGUCAUCCCCGUCAUUACUUCUCUUGUUUCGUAAUCGAUUUACAUAAUCGAUUUUCAAAUCGACUUUUCACUAGUGACCAUCCAGUGCGACAUGACUAUUUAAAAUGCUUGUUAGUAUGUAUGACUAAGAUUAAUCUCAACGAAUUUUUAAAAGCAAUAAAAUAUUGGGACUAUUAUCGCUGUUGUUAAAUUUAGAGCUCUCUAUAUCAUGUGUGAUGUAUUGUUAUUUUAUACUGAAUCUCGAUUAAGUAUUGACAAUCUCUACGAUUCGUUAUAAAUUAGGGGCCAUUCGUAGCUAUAAUCGUUUUACGUUCAAUAAACAAUGUUUUCGUUAUCUGUAUUUCAAAUUAUAUUUAAAAAAAAAACACAGUAAUAUAUCAAAUUAUUUUUAAAUUUAGAUGUUACAUAAUGUUAUUGACAUAAAUGUUUUAACGUUUUAUUCGCAUCGAAUUUAAGUUCAAUGUUUCACAUAUCAAUGUUUUUAUUGUGUGAAGUUUCUGUCGUGUCGUGUGGAUGGAGAUUAUAUAGGAGCACAUGUUCAUAUUAACUCACCGAUUGUUUUAUUCUCGUCACAACAUUUAUGUAGUUAGUCGAUUUUUUUGUUGUUGGUCGCUGUUGGGCUAAUGCGUCCCAACUCGGCCAAGUUGGAGGACGCCCGAAAAAGGUUGUCAUAUUAAGUUUUCAUUGUCUAUGGUCUUGCGUUAAUUUGUUUUAGGAACAUUUUUUCACAUCAUGGUGAUUCCGUUUUCGUGUGCGUGUAUGAUGCAUGAGUUAUUUUUUUUUGCUUUUGUGAAUGAAUUACUCGGUUUGAAUGUUUGUUUAAAUGCGAUAUUGUAACGGCUUAAGGUUUCUUGUCGUUAUGUAAAAAAAAAAAAACUGUCGUUGAUAUUCUGUAUUCUCAUUUACUGUGAUUAGUUGGUUCUUAAGCCGUUACAAAAUGGCGCACAGCUAACAGCUGUCUACUAAAUAGCCUUACUAACUUAAUAAUAAUGCUAAUAAAAUAAAUUAAUAAAACAAAAUUGUAAACUCUUGUUAGUAUUUAAAUGUGAAUUAAAAAAAAUGGAAAAGCAUUUGAUUCUAAAUUGAAUUAAUAAAAUGACAUUUUAGAUGUUUAUAAUUUUAAAUGUAAUUUAACUAUGUGUAAUUCUAAUCUACAUUGAGAUUUAUUAUUGAAAAAUAAUAACGAAAUUAAUAUUGAAACAAAUUAAACUAUCCUCAAUUAAUUGUCACUAUUUCUUAUUGUUUUAAUAAUCACCUUGAAAAUGAUCUUUAACAAUUAUUGAAAACGAUUAAACAAAAAAAAAUAAACCAAUCCCAGUACAAUAAUUAAAACAUCCAAGAACGUUAUUUUCAAUAAAAAAUCUCAACUUAAAUAUCGUCGUGUGUAAAACAUUUUUUGCCGAUUUUAUCUAAAGGCGUCACGACUUCUAAUAUAAGAAUUCUACUAGCGUAUUUUUUUUUUCAAUAGGCUUAAGAGUAUUUAUAAUAUAAUAAAGCUGGCUCAUUUUCAAUUUUAAACAGUAAUUUUUUAAUAAUAUAAAAACUACAUUUAGAUACCUUCAGAUUUAUAAAUUUGUAGUUUUUUUUUUUUAUAAUUUCUCUAUAGGCUGUAAGAAGUUAGGGCCUAGACAUUUCGCGAUUGUCAAACGACAAAUUGACACACGUCAAAAAUAAUAUCGGAUUACUAAGGAAUGUAGCUUGAACGAAAACAAAAAAAAAAAGAAAAUGAGCCGGCAAUUUAAUUAAUUACAGCUGGACUGGGAGUCAAUCUUAGCGAGCAUUAAGCACGUCCUAUCCCCACACGAGUUCCUAAUGACCGAAAUGUAUCAACUCGGUAACACAGAAUCUCAGUUUCGGAAUGCGUUUAAAACUCGUGUUUCUAGUGCGUAGAUAAAACCUUCUUGUAUCAAUUAAAUCUUGUAUUAAUUAGUUGAGACCUUAGAACUCAUGUCUCAAGUUGGGUGGCGGCAUUUACGUUUGUAGAUGUCUAUGGGCUCCGGUAACCAUUUAACACUAGUUGGGCCGUGAGCUCGGCCACCCAUUUAAGCAAUAAAAAAAUAUCGAAAUAGCUUGAACGCUAACUUGAGAAUUUCUCAUAGAUUCUUCGAGAAAGACGUCAUUCUGAAACUGUGAGUAUUAGGUUAAUAUACCCCCAUGUCCUAACUCACCAAAAUAUAUGCGUAUAUACAGUAGGAAAGAGUACCGGGUAAACAACUUCAUUGAAAAUUCAAUAAAUAAUUUUCACUGAACCAGUAUAAUUAAAAAUAAUCUAUUAUUCAUUUCAGAAGUCUGUUAUUAAAAAAAAAAAAACUUAUCAAAGCAGUUAUAUGUAUUCUCCCGACCUUAAUAUUAACUCCACUGUGAUUACAAUUUUAUCAAAAUUAUUUCGCAUUUAACCCAUAAGAUUUAUUAACGUAGAAUCUCGAGACAAAGAAUCUAUAACUUUGUUUCAUUUUUAAUUAAUUAACUCGAAAUUACUGAAGAAAUAAAAAAAAAACUGAAGAAAAAACUACAACAAAAAACAUUUUACGAAGCGUCAACACCAAAUAUACUUAAAAUAAAUACCAAUAUCUUUAUUAAUACAUAGUCAUGUACUUACUAUUUUAUUUAAUUUCUAAAACAGUUUCGCUAGCUUACGCCAACUUAUAUAUUUAGGGCACUUUACAUACUCAUCGACGUACUCACGUGUCAGAUGAAUAGUUCGUUUGACGUUAAAUAUAAUGCUAUAGUAGCUCCUUCCAUUUUUCGCUAGAUUUACAUUUUAUGAUAUCAUAGUUAAUAUUUAAUCAUUAUUAUUGUAAGAUCUCACUUUUCUAAGUAAGGUGUUCGCGUUCUAGGCAUAUAUUUGCCUUAUAAUUCGUAUUUAAAACUUUUUAUGAAAUUAGCAUGAUUAAUCACUUCUUAAUGAUAAUUGCCUUGAUGUAUUGACUUUGAAUUACAUAGAAUCAGAGCUCAUUUUCAAUAUGGCCGACUAUUUUUAUUAUUCUUUUUUUUUUUUUUUUUUUUUUUUUUUAUUGCUUAGAUAAGUGGACGAGCUCACAGCCCACCUGGUGUUAAGUGGUUACUGGAGCCCAUAGACAUCUACAACGUAAAUGCGCCACCCAUCUUGAGAUAUAAGUUCUAAGGUCCCAAUUAUAGUUACAACGGCUGCCCCACCCUUCAAACCGAAACGCAUUACUGCUUCACGGCAGAAAUAGGCAGGGUGGUGGUACCUACCCGUGCGGACUCACAAGAGGUCCUACCACCAGUAAUUACGCAAAUUAUAAUUUUGCGGGUUUCAUUUUUAUUACACGAUGUUAUUCCUUCACCGUGGAAAUCAAUCGUGAACAUUUGUUGAGUACGUAUUUCAUUAGAAAAAUUGGUACCCGCCUGCGGGAUUCGAAACACCGGUGCAUCGCUCAACACGAAUGCACCGGACGUCUUAUCCGUUAGGCCACGACGACUUCUAAACUUCUAUUCAAAACUUUAAACUCCUGUAUCUGUGACUAUUUAAACGCUUUAAUUUAUUUAUUUUCAUAUGAUCAACAGUACCAUAAGGGAACGUACCCAUACUACGUGACCCGCUUAGGGGGGGAGCGGAGUCUUUAAAAUACUACGGGUAGUCACAGGAGCGGGGGGGUGGCUCAGGUUUUUGUCACGUAGUCGAUUUUAGUGAGAGAAAUCUCGUAUUUUUUCGACCUAUGUUCGAAUAUAGCGCGCAGUGUUUAGCGCUUUGUAAACUCACACUACAUAAUUCUACUAGUAAUUUAAGUGUGCAUGCAGUCUUAUGCAAUAAAGACGAGUAUGAACCAAUUUUUUUGAAGUGAAACUUCCUUAUCGGCGUUGGAAAAAAAUUUACCGUCACAUUUUUCGGUUACGCGUCACUUUUUUCCGUUACGCGCCAUCUGUUUUGUAUUCAUGUCUAUGAUAAUAAAAUCCUUUUGUUUAAACUUUAUCUAAUUUAACUUUUUUGUAUUCAUGUCUAUGAUAAUAAAAUCCUUUUGUUUAAACUUUAUCUAAUUUAACUUUAUUUAACCAAUUUCUAGAAAGUUGCAUGUAGAUCAUUUUUCGAAAAAUAAGGCCAUAAACAAGUUUCACUUCUUACGUGUGUACACUAGUACACGCACACAUUUUUUUUUACAAUUUUUGCCUGUGAAAUGAUUAAAAAUCAUAAUUAUGAAUUACUACGUGAAAACUAAAGGAGGAGAGGGGGGGUCUUGGCAUAUACUACGAGUGAUCACCGAGGGGAGGGAGAGGUCGAAAAAACUAAAAAAAUAGGUCACGUAGUAUGGGUACGUUCCCUAACUUAUGUUUAGUGAGAUUUUGUUAUUUUUAGUUUCAAUUAGAAAGCCGUAAAUAAUGUAGCGCUAGAUUGCUUUAAUUUUAAUCUGCUUCGUGUUCCCGGAUCACAAAUGCAAUAUUUUUUUUAGAUAAUGUGCGAAAGACUAUGGUUGUGUCAAAAAAGGUUACAGAAAAAAGAAAAAGUUUGCAUUAAAAAUAGUUUCGAAGGAGACGUGAAUGACACAAUGAAAUAGAGGCCGUGGGAAUCAUCGUUACGUAUUCUGAAAUAAUAUUAUUAUAAAAUUUAUGUACGGAUUGUUUAAAAAAGUCAAAAAAAUUGGUAUGUUCCAAAAAUUGAAGAUUGUAAAAUGUAGUUAGUCUAUAAAGCGACAUUAAACCAUAACUGUAUUUCUAAACACAAUUAUGAGAUAGUACCGUUGAUAUGUGUAAUGAAAUACGCGUAGAUACAUUUUACAAUAAUUUUUCGACCAAAAAAAAACAAAGUGGGUAACUUAGUCCGGUUCUCGUGGCCUCGGUGAGAUAUUUCAAUAACUUGCAUUUUAUUAUAAAUUUAUGAAUAAAAAAAUAUAGGCCUAAACUUCACCCUCUAGUAAAUUAUAAGCCCGUAGUUAAUACAGGUCUUAGUAUACUUUGUAAUGUUACAAUGUUUUAAUUGCAAUUCGAGUUAUAAUAAGAAGUAUCGUCGCACCGUAUUCUGUGCCAAAAUAAAUAGUAAAUAUCUUUCCAAUUUUAACCAUUUUAUUAAAUUUUAAUAAUAUUUAAUGUGAUUAAACGAGAUAGUUUUUUGUGUUUUACUGUAAAAGACGAAGAACUCCAACCCUCAAACGAUCUCAGAGGCAGGAAAUGACAAUACUCAUUGUCGAGAGAUUGUUUUCAGUAAAACACAGAAACAUUUUUUAACGCUAGUUUCGAUAUUUCUACUGACAAAAAGCACUUUUAUUACUUAAUUAAUUGGAACACACUAAUGUAGCCUUAGAUAAUUCAUCAUGUUUACGAACUUCAUUUUUAGAGUAUUGAAGUGAAAUUAUCGAUUUGAAUACUAAAUAUAUCGGCGUAGCCAGAGAGCGACAUGGUUUAGCGCGCCAAAAAAAAUUACGUCAACAUAGUAGCGUAUUUUCAAAGUCUGUUUCGCCAUUUUGUCAAUUUGUUGGCGCCCUCGAAGAUAUCAAUUGGAUGUAUGUUUCUGAUCAAACAAAAUCUGGUACGACUUAACGAGCGCUAAAAGGGAUUUAUACCGAACAAAUUUCGUAAUGGAAUGGAGAUACAUAUUACGAAAUAUAGAAUGUACAAAUUCUGUUACUGUACGACGCUAGUUACUUUUUAGGUGAGGAGUCUCCAUGACACUGAUAAAGGUUUUUUUUUGCAAAUGACACAAAAUUACACUUUAAAAGUCCCUUACUACAUAUUUUUGACGCGAAGGCUUCAAUUACAGAAUUCGGAUUUCAUUGAAAUCUUUAAAUAAACGUUUAAUUAUCAUUUCUAUUUUUCACUGUAGAUUUAAUUAAAAAUCUGAAGUUCCCAACAAAGCCUUACCUACCUCCUAAAAUGUCAAUGUUACUCUGACAGCUGCAUUAAAAACAACUAUUAAAGCAAAAACGUUGCAAACGGAUGCAACUAAACCUAAAUUAGGCGCAAAUGAUUCUUGUAUUCUAAGCUACAUAGAUUACAGUAGGUAUCAAUUAAAAACGUCAUAGUGAUACCUGAACUAUUUAGGUCUCGCCGAUUUCGGUACGGAUCAGAUUUUGAAAAAACGCAAUUCAAUUAUUAAACUACAAUUUGUUUCGAUUAUAUUGUUUUAGGUGAAUUAAACCUUCAUGUCCAGCUGUCGCAUUCUAGCCAAAGAAAAAAUCUAGCUAAUUUAUGCUAAUACAUUAGCUACGCCAAUUAGGUAUAUAAAGAACCUAACCUUCAUGAAUAACACUAAAUUGAUUUUUAAACAAAACUUCUGAACUCAUUUAACGGAAAUGUUUACCAAAAACGACUCAUUCAUUCCAUAGUUAAUAGAAUUAGAUUAUAGACAAAUGCUUUUCAAAGCGAGAAUUAAUUUAGCCGAUAAUGUGUAUCUAGUUUCAACAAUUGAUGUGCCAAAACACGAUAAAUCGUUUCAUACUCUUAGUUACCACCGUUUUAUUUGAAAUGAAUGAGUUGUUAAAUUGUAUUUAGUGUGAGCCCUUUUUUAAAUAUUUUUCUGUCACAUAACCAGUUACAAAGGAUAUAAGCCAUUUAAAAUUUUAUUUGUCUUCAAUAAUUCCAAUAAGAAUAAGCAUACAUCAUCAUUAAAAUAUUAUAAUUAAUGAAUAUUUAAUUUAAGUAGGUAUUAUAUAAGUUUCAAAUUUAUUAUGGUAUAUUUUAUGUACUAGCGCCAUUACAUACAUACGUUGACAUGUAAAAAUCAAAGAGCACAUUUUUAAAUUUGUUUAAGCUUUCGUCUUUCCUCGUCGAAACCUUUUCAUAGAAGGUAAAUUGAUAUUAAAAUGUUAUAAUAAAAAUUUUAGUCAUUUAGUGAAUCUUGAUAUAAUAUUCAUGUACCAAAGUGUAACACAGUAAAACAUAAUCACUGAUUUAUGAAUUUUUAUUGCAUUAUUCUUAUUAAUAUAUUAAUAGUGUAGCGAACAGUAUUCGAUCAGUAGUUUUUAAAUUUUUUCUCAUUUUUCAAUAUGUAAUUGUCACUUUUCAAUCGAAGCGCUGGCAACAUUUAGUGUGGAAAUCACAGUGUAUUCUGUGGAGGAUGGUUAUGUAGUGUUGUACGGAAUGUUCCUGUGAACUUUGAUUGUAUUCAGCAAUAUAAAUUUCUAAUCCAUUA